AGUCUUUCUUAUACUUUUUAUUCAUAAAUCAGACAGACAAAGUAAAGACGUUUAAUACUUUUUAAUAUGAAAUUCAUAUUUAUUGUCAUAUUUUUAACGGAUUAUUUUGAAACAAUAAAUGCACAGUGUUCAAAUAGAGAAAUUGGUGAGCAAAGUCCUAAGGGCAAAUCGGGUUCUUCUGAUAAUCUUUCAGAUGUUGGGUAUAUUUUGCGUGGAGAUGACGUCGACUACAAUGUGGACUGUUGCGGCACAAUAACAAAUUGGGAUUUAGUCGCCUCUCAAGCUGGGACUGUCUAUUUACAAGUAUGGCGGCCAACCACAGGAAAUGAUUAUGUACUGGUUGGAGAAAACGUAAUAGCUGUUGCUGCCGGUGAAAACCCGACAUUGAAUAUUGCAGCUGGUGAUCAAAUUUCUGUUCGUCCUAGGGAUAGGAUUGGAUG
This is a messenger RNA of Ruditapes philippinarum (Manila clam), 440 nucleotides long. RefSeq lists its product as uncharacterized. The record is from RefSeq and is a predicted model, not a curated record. NCBI's taxonomy places the organism in Eukaryota, Metazoa, Mollusca, Bivalvia, Venerida, Veneridae.